Messenger RNA from Prorocentrum cordatum, 2369 nucleotides. The record is from the annotation of a GenBank genome assembly. Lineage: Eukaryota; Dinophyceae; Prorocentrales; Prorocentraceae.
GCAUAGGGAAUGACGUCAUCAAGAUGUCCAUGGAGGCUGAGUCGCCAGGGCUGAUCGAGGCGCUGGAGGCGAGCAAGCACGACGUGCGCAUGACGCAGGACGAGCUCGAGAAGUCGGAGCAGCAUCCCGAGCCCGCGUGCAGCAACGGCGACAGCUCGAGGCCCGCGAACAGGCGGUCCGUGCACAUGCGGGAGAGCAUGGAGAAGGCGUGGAUGGACGGGAUCUCAUCUGAUGACUUCGACCACGUGCUGGCCCACGGGAUGACGAAGGGUCAGGCAGAGCAGCUCACUGACAAGACUGCGGCCGUGGUCAAGCGAGCUCGAUCCACGAGCGAUCUCGACGAGGACGCGGACUCGGACUACGUGGCCGAGAGCGAGGACGAGGAAGAUGGCGAGUGCUCCGACACGGGCACCGAUGAGUACGGGGACACCCUCCAGGACUUCAUCGACCUGAGUUUCACCGAGACCGCGGCCGAGCCCGAGAAGUCCGACGACGGGUCCGACGACGAGCCCGACGGCGCCUCCGAGGACUCCGACGACAAGCCGCUGGCGUCCGUGGCAGGGACGCCUAGGCCUCUGCCGAAGUCGGCGCCUGUGACUCCUGCGCAGGCGAAGUCGGCACCAGCGACGCCCGUGACUUCGUCGGCUGGCACGCCGACGUCGGCUGCCUCCGCCGAGCCAGCGGCGGCGGGGCCCGCACCAGCGCCGCCGACGGCGGCAGCUCCAGCGCUGCCUCCGCCGCGCAGGCCGGCCAGGCCAACGCUGGGGGCGACGCUCAGGGACGUCGUGGGCAAGCACGCUGACAUUGCAGGCGCGGGCGGCGGCGAUGUGACGCCGACGACUGGCGGCCUGAGCCACGUGGAUGUCACCCCGCAGAAGGACCCGAAGUUCGAGUUGGCGACUCGGGCCCAGGACCUGCUCAUGAAGAAGGCCGCGGCCAUGCCAGCUGGGCAUGCUCAGGAGACUGGCCGCGCAUCGUUCGCCAGCGUGCACGCUGGCGGCGCGCAUGGCCCGCCCGCCAAGGCGGCCAAGGUGGGCUCGAAGGGCAGGGUCAUCGGCGAGAGGAACGCGAAGGGCGACGAGGAGCUGAUCAAGGCGGUCGAGGAGAACGGCGGCUUCUUCUCAGCGGCUUCGGCGGCGCUCCAGGCGCGGUGGGGGAGGGACCUCAAGAAGAACAAGAAGCUGAAGGACGACUACAAUGCGUGUGAUGACCCUGAGGCGUUCAAGGCCGACUGGGCGAAGGGGCAGAUAGGGGGAGGGCGGCCGACCGCGCCCGUGGACUUCGGCCCCUUUCAGAAGAAGUACCCAGCCGUCGCCUCCAAGAAGCGCGAGUUCACGCGCGCGAGCAAGGAGGACUACACCAAGGGCGGGCGCCUGGUUUCGUUCCUGAAGAUGUGCGAGCUGGAGGGCGGCCCCACGGGCCACAUGGACAAGUACACCGUCGAGUGCUGCCUCAUCCACGCGCAGCGGUGCCUGUCCCUCGGGUACCCGUUUGCCCAGCAAGAUUGGUCUCACAAGGGCAUCAAGUUCAUGCAUUUCGAGAUCGGGUACCAGGAGUCGUUCACGAAGCUGUGGUCAGAGCACACGUCGCAGGACAUCGGCCAGGCUCCCAGUGGCCAGCCCCUCGCCGCUGGGCUCGACAACCCGAGCAGCAGCAGGCUCGGCGAGCUCGCCGAGGCCAGUGGCGGAGACGACGACGGCCAGUCUGCAGGCGCAGCGGAUGAUGAUGAAGAUGAUGUGCAGGCGGCAGUCGGGGGCGGCGCUGCUGGCAAUGGCGAGAAUGACGCUGGCGAGGGGGCGGCCAUCGGCGCGAAGCCACAGGGUGAACCUGCUGUGCUGGGAGGCCCCAGGCCGAAGAAGCACGGCGACGGCCAGGGCGGCGAUGGCGGGGGGGCUGAGGAGCGAGCUGAGAAGGCGGCAAGGAGGGCGAGGAGCGCAGCUGUCAUGAAAGCACUCGCCGACUCCAAGAAGAUCGUCGACUUCGCCAAGAUUGCCGCCUCGAACUGCGACAACUUGAUCGAGGAGAUCAACGCCGACGAGAAGAAAUGGAAGUGGGCCAACACGAAGCCUGUCCGCGGGAAGCUGGCGAAGAUGAACGAUCAUGUCAGCGAGAGCGUCAGGCAGCUGACGAUGGGCAACCUCCUCAGGAUGGGCACCGAGUCCGCCGAGAUCAAGAAGACCAUGUUGCACGAUGACAUAUUGAAGGAGGCCGCCGUCCUGACGGAGAUCAAGGCCAUGAUCGAGCAGCUGGACCAGGAGACCCGCAGGAUCCACAGGGCUGGCGGCGCCCUGAACGACGAGGAGAAAGCGAAGGAGGAGAAGGGGGAUCGGCCGAAGACCAAGAAGCGCAAGAAGGUCAAGGCCGCUUGA